Messenger RNA from Drosophila subpulchrella, 1667 nucleotides. RefSeq names its product probable cytochrome P450 9f2. The record is from RefSeq and is a predicted model, not a curated record. NCBI's taxonomy places the organism in Eukaryota, Metazoa, Arthropoda, Insecta, Diptera, Drosophilidae. The transcript has 4 exons. Bases 48 to 1598 code for a protein of 516 amino acids. Gene Ontology annotation, molecular function: iron ion binding; monooxygenase activity; heme binding.
AGUUUACUUCUGGACGCUUGGAUCGCCAAGCGAAGCGCUCAUCCAGCAUGUUGUGGGAAUUCCUGGCACUUUUUGUAAUCGCCAUAGUCUUGUUCUAUCGUUGGGCUGCCGCCAACAAUGAUUUCUUCAAGGAUCGGGGCAUCCCCUUCGCGAAGCCAACCCUGUAUUUUGGCAACAUGGGCGACAUGUUCUUGCGAAAGAAAGCCAUGUUUGAUAUAGUCUGCGAUCUCUAUUCGAAGGGCGGUAGUAACAAGUUUUUCGGUAUCUUUGAGCAGCGACAACCAUUAUUGAUGGUACGCGACCCAGAUAUUAUAAAACAGGUAGCCAUAAAGGACUUUGAUCACUUUAUCAAUCAUCGCAACGUGUUCGCCACCAGCAGCGAUGAUGAUCCGCAUGACAUGAGCAACCUUUUUGGUAGCUCCUUGUUCUCAAUGCGGGAUGCCCGGUGGAAGGACAUGCGGAGCACUCUGAGUCCAGUCUUUACAGGCAGCAAAAUGCGUCAAAUGUUCCAGCUGAUGAACCAGGUGGCCAAGGAGGCCGUGUCCUGCUUAAAGCAGGAUGAGUCUUCUGUCCAAGAAACGGAACUGGACAUGAAGGACUACUGCACACGAUUCACCAAUGAUGUAAUCGCUUCGACAGCCUUUGGGCUGCAGGUGAAUUCGUUCAAGGAUCGAGAGAACACCUUCUAUCAGAUGGGCAAAAAGUUGACUAAAUUUACCUUCCUGCAAAACAUUAAGUUUAUGUUGUUCUUUGCACUGAAGAGUCUCAACAAGAUCCUAAAAGUGGAGCUCUUCGAUAAGAAGAGUACCCAGUAUUUCGUCCGACUGGUACUCGAUGCCAUGAAGUACCGACAGGAGCACAAUAUUAUCCGUCCCGACAUGAUCAACAUGCUGAUGGAGGCGCGUGGUCUGAUCCCGUCGGAGAAGACCAAGACGACUGCCGUUCGCGAGUGGAGCGAUCGUGACAUUGUGGCCCAGUGCUUUGUCUUUUUCUUUGCCGGCUUCGAGACCUCAGCUGUGCUAAUGUGCUUCACCGCUCAUGAGCUGAUGGAGAACGAGGAUGUGCAGCAGAAGCUAUUCGAAGAGGUGCAGCAAGUUGACAAAGACCUGGAUGGCAAGGAGCUAAACUAUGAGACUAUCAUGGGCAUGAAAUAUCUGGAUCAGGUCGUUUCAGAGGUCUUGCGAAAGUGGCCACCAGCGAUUGCAGUUGAUCGAGAGUGCAACAAGGAUAUCACCUACGAGGUGGAUGGCCAGAAAAUAGAGAUUAAGAAGGGGGAUAUCCUCUGGCUGCCCACAUGUGGUUUCCAUCGUGAUUCUAAGUACUUUGAUAACCCCAUGAAGUUUGAUCCAGAACGUUUCAGCGAGGAAAACAAGGAUACAAUACAACCAAACACAUACUUUCCCUUCGGUUUGGGUCAACGAAACUGCAUUGCUUCCCGUUUCGCUCUUCUUGAAGCUAAGGCCGUCAUCUAUUAUCUUCUGAAGGAAUUCCGUUUUGCCCCAGCCAAGAAAUCCUGCAUUCCAAUGGAGCUGGCCAGUUCAGGGUUUCAGUUGUCGCCCAAAAAUGGAUUUUGGAUCAAACUGAUUCAGAGAAACUAAUCUUCAAGAUAUAUACAAAUAGAAUAAUCUAUUUUGUUAAUUGUUGUGUAUUAAAGAAAUUGACAUUAA